AUGGUAACGGUAGUAGUGGUAGUUGGUGGCGGUGGUGGUGGUAAUGGUAGUGGUAAUGGUAGUAGUAGUGGUGGUAUUGGUGGUAGUGAUGGUGGUUAUGGUGAUAGAAGUGGUGUUGGUGGUAGUGGAAGUGGUAGUGGUGGUGGUGCGAGUGAUAGUGGUAGUGGCGGUGGCGGUGGCGGUGGCGGUGGCGGUGGCGGUGGUGGUGGUGGUAGAGGUAGUAGUAGCAGUAAUAUUAGUAAUGGUAGUAAUGGUGGUGGUAGUAGUGUUGGUGGUAGUAGUAAUUGUAGUGGUAGUCGUAGUGGUAGUGGUAGUGGUGGUGUUGGUAGUAGUAGUGAUGGUGGUGGAGGUUGUGGUAGUGGUAUUGGUAGUGCUGGUAGUAGUAGUAGUGAUGGUGGUGGAGGUAGUGGUAUUGGUAGUGGUGGUGGUAGUAAUUGUGAUGGUGGUGGAGGUUGUGGUAUUGGUAGUGGUGGUGGUAGUAGUUGUGAUGGUGGUGGAGGUAGUGGUAUUGGUAGUGGUGGUGGUAGUAGUUGUGAUGGUGGUGGAGGUUGUGGUAGUGGUAUUGGUAGUGGUGGUGGUAGUAGUAGAAAAAGAAAAAUCUAUAACGUGACAACGCAAUAA
Molecule: messenger RNA, 621 nt
Organism: Mercenaria mercenaria
Lineage: Eukaryota; Metazoa; Mollusca; Bivalvia; Venerida; Veneridae
Product: loricrin-like
Exons: 2
Coding region: 1-621 (206 amino acids)
Source: RefSeq, a predicted model, not a curated record